AUGGCCGGGGUGAUAGGUAGGGGAAGAGGGAAGGGAGGAUGGAGAGGGGGAAGGAGGAGGGCAGGCGAGAGGGGGAACGAGGAGGUUCAGGAGGUUCAGGAGGUGAUGAUGAUGCAGGAUGGCGGCGAAAUUGAGGAGACUAACGACGAAUGCGAGGAAAUUCGCGAAAACAAAAGCGGAAGCGACGGGAGCGGUGGGGAAGGUGACGUCAGAGAAAUCCCUCCCCGAGCGACGAGGAUGCGGCAGGCGAAGCCUGCGAGAGUUAACGCAGUUACAGCUCGCGCCACGUCCGGCCGUUUACAGCGAACUUUAGCCACAAGAGAGGGGAUUCGGGGGAAUGAAAGCACGCGCGCCGGGGAAAAGAGGGAGGGGAGAAGAGAGAGAAUGGAGAGAAGGGAGAGAAGGGAGGCUGGCAGGUCCGGCCGUUUAGGGCGCGCUGUUGAGACGGGUGAGGGGAUUGCAAGCACGCGAGAUGGGGGAAAGAGGCAGGAGGGGCAGGAGACGAUGCGAGGUACGGGGAAAACGGUGGCAUGUGGAGGGACUAGAGGCGGGGUAAGUGGGGGGGGUGAUUUGGGGAAGAAGAAAUUGCACUGGAAGCAGAAGAAAGCGAUGGAAGAAAGGAAGCAAGCGGACGAGGAGAAGGGAAGGAAAACGGGAGAAACUGGGGAGGCGGAUGAGGGGAAGAAGAAAUUGCACUGGAAGCAGAAGAAAGCGAUGGAAGAAAAGAAGCAAGCAGACGAGAAGAGAAAGAAAGAGGGGGAAACCAGGGAGGCGGAUUUGGGGAAGAAAUUGCACUGGAAGCAGAGGAAAGCGAUGAAAGAAAAGAGGCAAGCGGAUGAGGGGAAGGGAAAGCAAGCGGGAGAAACUGAGGAGGCGGAUGAGGGGAAGAGGAAAUUGCAUUGGAGGCACAAGAAAGCGAUGGAAGAAAAGAGGAAAGCGGAUGAGGGGAGGAGAAAGCAAGCGGGAGAAUCCGGGGAAGCGGAUUUGGGGAAGAAGAAAUUGCACUGGAAGCAGAGGAAAGCGAUGGAAGAAAAGAAGCAAGAGGAUGAGGGGAGGAGAAAGCAAGCGGGAGAAUCUGGGGAGGCGGACUUCGGGAAGAAGAAAUUGCAUUGGAAGCAGAAGAAAGCGAUGGAAGAAAAGGAGCAGGCGGAGAGAGCUGGAGAGGAGAAGCGGAAGUUAGGACGUGAGGGAGGGGAUGAGAGGGGGAAUGGAAGGGGGGACGAGAGGCGGGGGAAAAGGAGAAGGAUGUUAGAACGAGGGACAAAAAAGAGAGAGGUGGGAGAGGAGGAGGGUGCAGGUGAUGCGGAGGGGAAUCUGAUGAAGCCGAUUGACAAGCAGGCGGCGAGUGGUUUGUCAGAAAGGCGACUUGUGAGUCCACUCCGGGGCCAGCUCGAAAGGGAAGCGGGAGAGGAAGAGGGGGAGGAGGAGGAGGAGGAUGCAGGUGAAGCGCAGGGGAAGCUGAGUGGGGUGCGCAGAGGAAAGGUGACGGCGAGUGAAUUGGCUGAAAGGCGGCGGAUCAAGGGAGAGCUCCUGGCGGAGGAGAUUAAGAGGGAGAUAAAGAAGCUGGUGGACACAGGGAACCUAGAGCAGGUGAGCAGAGAGAAGAUGACUGUCAUAUCCGUGCAACAGCAGCUCGCAGGGAAGAUUUUCGGGGAGAACCAUCCGGUGAGCAAGAAGCGAGUGAGGGCUGCCGUGUUUGCGAUAUUCCAAGAGGAGUGGCAUGUGCUGGAACGGCAGCAGCGUGAGGGGCAUGUUGGGAUGUCAGCAUGA
Closterium sp. Naga37s-1 is the source of this 1770-nucleotide messenger RNA. The record is from the annotation of a GenBank genome assembly. Lineage: Eukaryota; Viridiplantae; Streptophyta; Zygnematophyceae; Desmidiales; Closteriaceae.